This is a messenger RNA of Penaeus indicus, 3693 nucleotides long. RefSeq names its product eukaryotic translation initiation factor 4 gamma 2-like. Gene Ontology annotation, cellular component: eukaryotic translation initiation factor 4F complex. The record is from RefSeq and is a predicted model, not a curated record. NCBI's taxonomy places the organism in Eukaryota, Metazoa, Arthropoda, Malacostraca, Decapoda, Penaeidae. The transcript is spliced from 17 exons. Bases 313 to 2577 code for a protein of 754 amino acids. Gene Ontology annotation, molecular function: protein binding; mRNA binding; translation initiation factor activity.
ACAACGGACGGGCAGAGGAGCCAGGGGGGUGCUUCUCGCUCCGUGGGAGGAAGGGACGAUUUACGUUCCCUGUCCAGUAGCAAAAGGCGAUGGAUACCUCCUUCUAGCUUGAGACGAGAUGCACAUACCCCAGACAACAAAUAUGACCUUACUUUCAGAAAGGUUCGAGGAAUACUCAACAAACUCACUCCAGAGAAGUUCCAUAAGCUAAGUAAUGACAUCCUAAAUGUAGGGCUAGAUUCCACCACACUUCUCAAAGGGGUCAUUUUACUGAUCUUCGAGAAGGCCCUUGAUGAACCCAAGUAUUGUUCUAUGUAUGCACAGCUGUGCAAACGGCUGUCAGAAGAGGCUCCAAACUUUGAUCCACCAGACGGACCUUGUACUUUUAACCGCCUACUUUUAAGCAAGUGCCAGGAUGAAUUUGAGCGGCGGCGACGCGCCUCGGAGAUAUGGGAUGGGUCGGAGGGAUCCGCCCUCUCAGCAGAACAAGAGGAGGAGCGAGCAGCAGCCAAACGGAAAAUGGUGGGCAACCUCCGCUUCAUUGGCGAACUGGGGAAGCUGGAGAUUAUUCAUGAGUCCAUUCUCCACCGUUGCAUCCAGCAGUUGUUGGAGAAGCGUAGGAGUAGACCAAUGGUUGACUUGGCUGAGGAUCUGGAGUGUUUGUGCCAGAUAAUGAAAACUUGUGGAAAGGUGCUGGACAAGCCCAAAGCUAAGAACUUGAUGGACCAGUACUUCGAGCGCAUGUACCAGUUGAGCAGUAACAUGGAGCUUCUAUCAAGAGUUCGCUUUAUGCUGCAAGACGUGCUGGAUUUGCGCGCUGCCAACUGGGUGCCUCGCAAGGUAGCCCAGGUGGAUGGCCCACGCACCAUUCGCCAGGUGCGUGAAGAGGCAGCACAUGACUUGGGUGUCUACAUCCCGCCACCGUCUUCCCAUGGACCACCACGCUCCUCCGGACCAAUCUCUCCUUUGGCUGGAGUCUCGUCCUUUUUCCCUCAGCCUGGAGGUAAUCGAACGGGAAUGGAAGACGUAUUUAUGGGUGCAGUAACUCUUGGCACGGGCCCAGGGGUGAUUUCAUCUCAACCGGACAAGUAUGGAUAUGACUCAAAUGGAUUUGGGGGUGGAGUUAGUGGUGGAGGGAGUUACAGGCCACGACAACAGCAAGGGGUAAGAUUUUUCUCCCUCACUUUUCCCUCACACCUUGCAAUACUUCAGAUUUUUGCUUACUUAGAUGUCUAUUAUUUAAAUAAUCUUAUUGUAACUUUAAUCAACUCUGCAGAGAGCAAUAGGGAGCUGGGCAGUCAACUUUUGGAGAAACUUCGCAGUGAAGGACUUAUGAAUGUUGACCGUCUAUUUGAUGGAGUCAAGCAAGUGCUAGGUCAACUGGAUGAUCUAGUAAAUGAUGUCCCAAGAGUGAAGUCUCACAUGGCUGGAAUUCUGGGUCACUUGAUUGCAUCAGGCACCCUACCCUUGGCAGAUGUUGCAGAACCUCUCGAGGGUGGGCAGCACUUCCCACUUUUCCUGCUCAUUCUUCAGACUCUGCACAAACUUUUGGGAAAAUCUAAUCUCACACAAACCUUUAAUGAGAGCAAGGUAGUGUAUUUUGUUGUACAAUUUUCUAUUUUAAACAGAUCUAAGAGCAAUAGGGAGCUGGGCAGUCAACUUUUGGAGAAACUUCGCAGUGAAGGACUUAUGAAUGUUGACCGUCUAUUUGAUGGAGUCAAGCAAGUGCUAGGUCAACUGGAUGAUCUAGUAAAUGAUGUCCCAAGAGUGAAGUCUCACAUGGCUGGAAUUCUGGGUCACUUGAUUGCAUCAGGCACCCUACCCUUGGCAGAUGUUGCAGAACCUCUCGAGGGUGGGCAGCACUUCCCACUUUUCCUGCUCAUUCUUCAGACUCUGCACAAACUUUUGGGAAAAUCUAAUCUCACACAAACCUUUAAUGAGAGCAAGGUUAAUCUCUUGAACCUGCUGCCGGAAUCUGAUCGUACCAAGGAAAAGCUAGCAGACCUUCUGGAAGACCGUGAACUCUCCUUCCUUUUCCCGUUGUUGCGGAUUCAGUCGGAUCUCUGGCGAGCUCUUGUUGCAGACCCAACCCCACACGCAUUCUACAAGUACAUCAAGGACACUUUGGAUCCAGAACACCACACUGCACCUGGAUUCAUCAAUGCCUUAAUGACUGUCCUUGUGAAAUACAUUGUGCAGGAAACUACUCUGGCUGCUGGUGCUGACCCAACUACCAUCCCUGAAAAGAUGGUCACCGAGCGUGAACAGGAACUCUUGGCGAAAUUCAAGCCAGUGUUGCAGGCUUUCCUUCAUGACCAUUUACCACUGCAGGUUACUGCUAUUUAUGCCUUGCAGGUCUUCACAUACACAAACAACUUCCCAAAAGGUAUGCUGUUGCGUUGGUUUGUGAACCUGUAUGACCUUGAGAUAGUAGAAGAGGAUGCCUUCCUGACCUGGAAAGAGGAUCUGAGCCAAGAUUAUCCAGGCAAGGGCAAAGCCCUCUUCCAAGUUAAUCAGUGGCUUACCUGGCUACAGGAGACAGAAGAGGAUGAUGAGGAAGAUGAUGGAGAUGCUUAACAAUGGAGAUUUUAAGAUAUGAACAAAGGAGACGUUAGUGAAGUUCAGAAGAGAUGUGCAACGAGAGAUAGACAGACUAAUGGAUUAGAUAGACACAGGAUAAUCCCAGUAUUUGCAAAUGAUAAGCCAAGAAUUGAUAUUUGCGAGUCCUUGCUCUGAGGAGACUGUCCAGUUUCUGAUGCUUCAUGAGUAUUUAAAUCAUUAUCUCCAGUUACUACUGCUGCGUGUGCCUGUAGAGGCAGAGACGGCCAGAACUCCUGGGAACAAGGCUUUAAUAGUGCUGUGGAGAGGUAAUGUUUGGCAAGAUGAAGUUGGUUUUUGAAAGAAGAACAAUAGGAAAAAUGAGCUUAAGCCAAUUAUGGCACAUAAUUGCAAUAUUGGCUGACACCAAAGUGUUCUCAACACAACCAUUUUUUAUGCGGAUAAAAAAAAAGUAAUGUGAAAAAAACGCUUAUAAAAAAAGAAAAGGAAAAAGAUCGUAUAAAACGGAAAUGCCUUAGUGUUGUAUGAACUUUCCUUAUAAUAUCUUAUUAUAAUCCCCUGUUUUUUGCUUCUCAGACUUGAGCUGUGUCAACACUAGGUGUUAAUGGUAACAUAUUAGCCAGCACUUGAAUAUUUAACUCUGAUUUUAACCCCUUUUGUGACAGUGUUAUUUUAGGUACUUGAGAGCUUUAUUUUCUUUUCUUUUUCAUAUUUUUUACCUUUGCCUUGUUAUAGAUUUAUUAGAUCAAUUUAAACUGGAUGGAUGGAGGUGACAUCUCUUAUUUAUGAGAAUGCAGUGCAAGUUGGUUGAUUCUUUUUGUACUCAACACUAAGUACGAGUGUUUGUGUGUAUGGGCAGUUUUUUAUCAAGAGUUUUUCCAAUUAGGAGUGUUCUUUUGGUUUCAUAUUGGGUCUUCAACCUAUUUCUAGGGACAAAUCCAAAUUGUGCAGUUUUAUUAACAAUCCCACCUUUAGGGAUAAACAUGUUUUCAACACUUUAGGCAUAGAUUGACUUGAGUAAAUCAUUCCAUAAUGAGUAGCCAUGGAGUUUGGAUGUCCUUUUUCACUACUUCGCUGUCAUUGUAUGCGGCUAUAGCACAUUUGUCGCACUGACCAAUAAACAUCACUCAAAUA